AUGGAUGCAGAUUUUGGAGAGAUUGAGCCAGAAGAACUUAAAUUCUUGUUCAAACCAAAGGUACAGAUCAUGUGCAUCGUAAAGCUGAUCAAUAAAUCCAAUCGUUAUAUCGCAUAUAAGGUCAAAACAACACGCCCAAAGCUCUAUUGUGUAAGACCAAACAUAGGCAUCGUGAAGCCAGAUUCAACAUGUGAAGUACACGUCACAAGGCAAGCUCAAGCGAUACUGCCUGUCUCUAGCGAGAUUGAGAAGGAAAAAUUCUUGUUUGAAAGAAUGUUUGUUCCCGAAAGUAUGGCCCUUGAGGAGGUCUCGUCGAUAUUCCUUUCUAAAGAUGGUGAUACAGAUAUCAACAAAAAGAAACUGAAGGUGGUUUUUGAUGACACUCCGAUGAUGGAGGAGAUGAAGUCAAAAAAUGAAGAACGACAUCUGAUGUUAAAGAAGGUUGAGGAGACCAUAUUGUUGAGGUCAAAAAUUAAAGAACUAGAUUUGAGGCUAGUAGAGGCUGAGGAGACAAUAUCAAAGCUGAAGGAACAAAAGACUGAUGAUCGUGAUUGUAGCAGUAGGAAAACACGUUCUCGUGUGUUUAUUAAGUGUUUCAAUGUGAGAUUCGCUUGA
Messenger RNA from Cynara cardunculus var. scolymus (artichoke), 615 nucleotides. RefSeq names its product vesicle-associated protein 3-1-like. The record is from RefSeq and is a predicted model, not a curated record. Gene Ontology annotation, cellular component: plasma membrane; endoplasmic reticulum membrane. Gene Ontology annotation, biological process: endoplasmic reticulum membrane organization. Lineage: Eukaryota; Viridiplantae; Streptophyta; Magnoliopsida; Asterales; Asteraceae. The transcript has a single exon. The coding region runs from base 1 to 615 and encodes 204 amino acids.